Messenger RNA from Notolabrus celidotus (New Zealand spotty), 4335 nucleotides. RefSeq names its product tripartite motif containing 46a (gene trim46a). Gene Ontology annotation, molecular function: protein binding; zinc ion binding. Lineage: Eukaryota; Metazoa; Chordata; Actinopteri; Labriformes; Labridae. The transcript is spliced from 13 exons. Bases 505 to 2856 code for a protein of 783 amino acids. The record is from RefSeq and is a predicted model, not a curated record.
GAUUGUAAGACAACACUGCCAUCUAACGACACUAGCAAAACUGGGCCACAAGCAAUUUGGCAUGGAGAAAAAAAAAGGCUUGGAACCUUUGAGAAUAACACCCAAGAGGUUUGCUGCGUGACCAGAGGUACUGAUCAUCCUGGCUGUUGAGAUUAAACAAGGAUGGCUUAAAGGGACAUUUUAUUGCAAUACUCGGCUUCAACCGUGUUUGUUUAAGUAAAAUGUGUUAUUGGGGGGCAGCCAAAACGAGAGCCCCCCUCCCUCCCACCCCUACCCCCAAAAAACCUUUCUACGACGGCUCGACUCGGUGCUUCGAGACAGGCAGCAAAAAAUCCUCAGCGUGUGCGUACCAGCACAUAUCAAGCUAGGAACACAACCCACAGUAAAUCUGUUGGUUCACCAGCCAAGCUCCCGGGUUGUGAGACUGACACAGCCUGCUCCCGACUGUGAAAAAGGGCUCUAUAGUUGCAGUAUCACAGAGAGGGUGGCAUCGUGGAGAGAGACAUGGCAGAAGAGGAGUUGCAAACCUUUACCUCAAUCAUGGACGCGUUGGUUCGCAUUAGUUCCAACAUGAAGAGCAUGGAAAAGGAGCUGCAUUGCCCGGUGUGUGAUGAAAUGGUGAAGCAGCCUAUCCUCCUGCCUUGCCAGCACAGUGUGUGUCUGCUGUGUGCAGCUGAGGUGUUGGUACAAAGGGGUUAUCCUCCUCCAGACCUCCCACCUGAGCCGAACUCGCCUGCUUCCACGCCCAACUCGCGCUCCCCACGUCAGACACGGAAGCCUGCACCCAGGACUCCUGAUCGCCUGGAGCGGGUGCUCAGGACGGUGUGUGGCACAUACCCCGGGCGAAGGCGGAAAGACGCCGCCCCUCCCCCCAUGCUGUUCCCAUGUCCUUCCUGUCAGGAGGAUGUGGAGCUGGGAGAGAAGGGUCUGACAGACUGCCUCCGUAACCUCACACUGGAGCGGAUUGUGGAGAGGUACAGGCACACAGUCAGCCUGGGCAGUGUCGCUAUCAUGUGUGGUUUCUGUAAGCCUCCUCAGUCUCUAGAGGCCACGAAGGGCUGCGCGGACUGCAAGUCAAACUUCUGCAAUGAAUGUUUCAAACUCUACCACCCCUGGGGAACUCCUCGAGCUCAGCAUGAACACAUCCUACCCACCAACAACUUUCGUCCAAAGGUCUUAACGUGCACGGAGCAUGAGCAGGAAAGGAUGCAGUGGUACUGUCGUAACUGCCAGAGGUUGCUGUGCUCACUCUGUAAACUACGUCGAGUCCACCAUGGACACAAAGUGCUGCCUAUAACACAGGCGUACCAGGCCCUCAAGGACAAGGUCUCAAAGGAAAUGAACUUCAUUCUGGCCAACCAGGAGACAAUACAGAGUCAGACCACUCAACUUGAAGCUGCCAUUAAACAGAUGGAGGCUAACAGCUCAGUAGCUCUGCAUCAGCUGACACACUGUAUCCGGGAGCUUGGAGCGGCUGUGGUGGAGCGUCAAGGGGUUAUGGCUCUGGCCCUGGAGGGAUCCCGCAGCAGGAGGGAGGAGGCCCUGUCUGCCCAGGUAUCAGAGAGACAAGGCCUGAUGGAGCACGCUGGGCUGAUGGCUUACACACAGGAGCUUCUGAAGGAGACCGAUGCUCCCUGUUUUGUGCAGGCUGCAAGAGUCACUCACCACAGGCUGGUGAAGGCAAUAGAACACCUCCAGUGUUUCUCUCUCGCUGCUGAUCCCUGUUUCAGGCACUUUCACCUCGAUGCAUCCAAAGAGGUGAAGCUCAUCCAAGGCUUGGAGUUCAUACGUGCCCCGCUGGCUCCAGUAAUUGACACGCAGAAGACUCUUGCCUACGACCAGCUCUUUCUAUGUUGGCGCCUCCCUCAGGACUCAGCCCCAGCUUGGCACUUCUCUGUGGAGUACCAGCGGCGAGCCGGAGGAGCUGCAGCCACAUGGGGCGGCGUCAGAUCCCCGAAUGCUGCGACGGCAUGGCUGCGCCUGGACGAAGUAAGAGGGACAAACGCCGUGGUUGAUCGGCUGCAGAUGGACAGCGUGUACGUGCUCAGGGUGAGAGGCUGCAACAAGGCUGGGUUUGGAGAGUACAGUGAAGAAGUUUACCUCCACACUCCACCAGCACCUGUGUUGAGUUUCUCCUUGGACUCACGCUGGGGGCUGCACGCUGACAGGCUGGCACUGGGUAAAGGUCAAACCUACGCACGCAGCGUGCCAGGCUUCUCCCUCUUGCAGGCAGCCGACCGUACGCUCACUUCCUGCCACUUGACCUCUGACCUGCUGGUGGCUGACUUAGCUGUCAAUCAAGGCAGACACUACUGGGCAUGCUCGGUGGAGCCUGGGUCCUACCUGGUAAAGGUGGGAGUAGGACAAGAGGUGAAGCUACAAGAGUGGUUUCAUCUCCCCCAGGACAUGACAAGUCCUCGCUGUGACCCAGACAGCGGCCACGACAGUGGAGCCGAAGACGGCCAGGACUCUCCUCCCUUCUGUUUCCUCACAAUAGGCAUGGGCAAGAUCCUGCUUCCUCAGGGACACAGUCACAGUCACAGCCAGUCAGAGGGAGCACCACACUCCCACAGUAGCAGCCACAAUAACCUUCCUCACCACUACACCGCACCUCUUCCACCUCGACUGGGAGUGUGCCUGGACUGUGACAAAGGACGCGUCACCUUCUAUGACGCCCACUCGUUGAGGAUCCUGUGGGAGGCACAUUUGGAUUGCUCGGCUCCCGUGUGCCCGGCCUUCUGCUUCAUUGGCGGGGGGGCCCUGCAGCUUCAGGACCUUGUUGCCAAUCGGAUCGUCGAAGAGACGCCGCCUCGGAGGGUGACUAUCCAAACACGUGCGACUAAUCUCAGCAAAUAAGCAACAGUACACAGGCACACUUCACUCAUAGUUUUCUGUAGAGUUAAAGGUGGCUUAUACUCACCACUUGGUCUGAGUUGAUAAUUAAUUGCCUUGAUCUUGUCAAACUUCUACUUGAUUGAACUAUCAGAACUAAAUAUGGUGGUGUUUUUUCCUUCGAUUGUGGUUUUUGAAAUCUGACUAUUAAAACCUGAUGAUCUUUUGCAUUUGCACUUAGCCUGGUAAUAUCAACUUUCUCUUCUUUUUUGGCUUCAUUUAUCUAAUAUUUAUUCCUGCUUUAUUUUGCCUUGAAUUUGCAACGCUCCUAUGGAAAUAGUAGCUGAAGUGAUUUUAGACUAUGCAGAAUUCUGUUGACAGGGUGAGUCAGACACCUUUUAAAAAGGUGAAAAAAGUCAGUUUGCAAUGUCAAAAAAAAUAAAAAAAAUGCCCUCCCUUUACUCUUGACUGACUUUGUCCUAGAAUGACUGGACAAUUGUUGCAUGCAAGUAAAGCUAGGAUUCAUAACUAACAUACUCUUAAUGCAGAUAUCUGACUGUCACUCUGUAAAAGCACCUCAAAUGUACUGUAUGUCUAAUUUUAUAUCCUUAUUUUUUAUGUAGCCUCAGAAAUGUUAACAAUGUGUAUAGAAGUCAGCACUAGAUGAGGUGAAUAUACACAAGUUGUUGAAUUGUAAAGUACUGUUGGCUCAUGUCAGGGUCACGUGUCUCUGUGUCUGAACAGUCCCUGUCGGUUUUUAUAGCGUUGCUGUUUUGCAUUUCAAAAAAAAGGACUCGUGGCAAAACGUGACGGUUGACUCAUUUUUAAGAUGACAGGAGAAAUCAGAGUGAAAAAGUUGUGCAGGAUAAUGUCUGAUUGCGCUGUUUGACUCCAAAACAUGCGAAUACAUUUCAGUGUUUUACAUUUUGCGAAGAGCUAAAAAAUGUUGAUGGCCUACAUGUCCGGUAUUAAACUGUGCUGUUUGAGUAAUUUGCACAUAAUGAUAAGAUGAUGUUUAAGACGGUGUUAGCUGAAGUAUGCUAAAGCAAAAAAGGUCUAUUUGAUGAGCUCUGGUUGACUUUCAAUUUUUUUUCUAGAGCUUUUGACUUUCCUACCAAACUCACAGAUGCUCACUUACUCCUAAGCUGGUUUGUGGUAUUUUUGGGGAAUGUAACAGCAAAAUUCUGUAUCAUUUCAACGCAAGAGAUUGUAGUAAUAUUUUCAAAUCCACUGGCUCUGUAUGCAUUUUGAUAUAUAAUAUGACUCUCUGGUGUGUGCGUGUGUAUCUGAGCUCUGGCUGUGACUUUCAUGCUUUCAGUUGUGUGUGUGAUUCCUGCCUUGAAUGACAUGUCUAACCUCCUCUGCUUGUGUUACAGCACAGCACAUGAAUGAGUUUAGACUGUAGCAUCCCAGAAAUCAGACUCUCUUCAUUUAGUCUUAGCCUUGCAGGCAGAAUGUUUCUUUGAUGUCAUAUAGAAAAACAAUAAAGAAAUGACUGGUAAA